GGGCGACCCUAGCGCACUCGAGAGGUGAUGCACGACCGUUCUCGUUAUCGCAGCAUCGCGUUGUGUGGUAAAGCUGUGAAGUUGCACCCGUGAAUCGGUAUCCCAACGAGAUGAAGCUCCCACUACUUUGCUGUGUUCCAUUGCUAGCAGCGUUGCUAGUUUCCAGCACGACAGCUCAACACGCAGAAGAUGCACUCAAACAAAGCUAUGAUGGUACCGAAAGUUCAGCCGUGCGUGAACAACCCGAGCAGCGUUGCGUUCCUACAAAGGAAUGUCCCCCCGAUGAGGUGUUCAAAUGCUGUGGACCCUGCUAUCAGCUGAACUGUUACGGUACCGUGCUGGACUGUGCCGGACGUUGCUACGCCGAGUGCUACUGUGCCAGCGGCUUUGUCCGAGAGUACCCCGGCGGUCGCUGCAUUCCCAAGCUGUUCUGCCAGCGGCCACCGCUGCCAAUUCUUUCCGACUAUGAGGACUUGCUCGUGAAAUAAAUCACACUUUCGCUAAUAAAUAUAAUGUGUCAUCCAAUAUGGAGUCCCGGCGUUCCCGGAGUGCUUGAAACACA
Anopheles gambiae (African malaria mosquito) is the source of this 562-nucleotide messenger RNA. RefSeq lists its product as uncharacterized. The coding region runs from base 111 to 488 and encodes 125 amino acids. The record is from RefSeq and is a predicted model, not a curated record. The transcript is spliced from 2 exons. Lineage: Eukaryota; Metazoa; Arthropoda; Insecta; Diptera; Culicidae.